Messenger RNA from Cuscuta europaea, 1418 nucleotides. NCBI's taxonomy places the organism in Eukaryota, Viridiplantae, Streptophyta, Magnoliopsida, Solanales, Convolvulaceae. The record is from the annotation of a GenBank genome assembly.
CCCACCCACCUCGAUAGCCAGCACUCACCGCCACCUCCCUCCCCAAACACAAAUGCAUUAUAAUGGGAGUGGAAAUAAAAACAAAAGGUGGUAGAUGCAUGAGUAACAACAACAACUACUACAAUCGUUUCUAACACCUCACUCCCUCUCUCUCUGUCUCUCUCAUCCCUCACCGCCGUCUCCGCCACCCGCGGCUGUGCCUUUACCUCGGUUGCCACGUCCCCAUCAACUCACCCCCUCCACUUCCCGGCCAGGUAUAGCCUCUCAUUAUGGCCCUUUUCUUUCUUUUUUAUGAUUUGCCCCCUUCCAUCCCCUUAUAUGGUCGUGCUGAGUUUCAUUCCUCUGGCAUUGGCUGCCAGCCUGUAGUGAUGAUGGCGAUAUAUGGGUAGUUUGAAAAUCGGGUCUUGAUGGGUUUUCACUUUUGUUGUGUGAAUUUCUUUUCUUGGUCUUCUCGGUUUGCUUUCUUGAUGGGGUUUUGCGCCUCCACGAAAGGUGGUGGAGUUGACUUGUAAUCCAAGGAGGAAUACUAUGGUGAGCAUACGAAGGCGUAGACUCCUCGGGCUUUGCUCUGCUGGUACAAGUUCCUCCGUUGCCCCAUUUACGACGUUCCCUGAGGACGAAAAACCAAUAAGCUUCUAUCCAAUUCCAUCAAACAGCUUUGAGAAGCCGAAAGAGGAAACUACAGCUCAUAAACCAUAUAGUUUGCCUGCCUCCCCACCUUCAAAAGACCAGGAAGAUCAGAAACUGUCAGAAGUUAAGUGCAGAAAGCGACACAGGAGGAAACAGUUUGACAGCCAAGAACCAUGUUUGAUGAGAGGGGUUUAUUUCAAGAACAUGAAAUGGCAAGCAGCCAUUAAAGUUGACAAAAAGCAAAUUCACCUCGGAACUGUUGGUUCUCAGGAAGAAGCUGCUAGGUUGUAUGACAGGGCUGCAUUUAUGUGUGGAAGGGAACCGAACUUUGAAAUCUCAGAGGAAGAGAAAGAGGAACUCAGGAAGUUCAGUUGGGAUGAGUUCUUGGCACUCACUCGGUCUGCAAUCACCAGCAAGAAAAGCCGAAGAAGAGCUGGUAUGGCUGCUGCUAGGAGAAAAUCUGAGGCAUGGGGAGAAUACAGUGAUGAAGAUGGCGAACAGCUGCAAGGGAAUGGGUUAUCAGCCUCAGAAGACAUAUCUGCCUAGUGAUCUUUCUUUUUUUCUUGAUUCUUUUUCUCAUACCACAAAAUAUAUACUCGUAUAUAUUAGUGAGUAUAUAUACAAUAUCCCCUGUUACAGUGUUAAAGAAAAAAAUAUUGAUACUUUUAUUUUAUUAAUACUCAGUUUAAUCCCACAGACUUAUCAUUUUGUUCUUUAUUCAUUUGAAUCGAAUUUCUGUAUCAAAUCUUUCGUAUUCAUAAUACGUAGUAUUAGUUUUACUUUACCCG